AUGGGAAGCAUUUGCCCACGGCAUGUUGUUGGUUCCGACUGCAUAGACGACGCUUCAGCCCUUCCUCUGGAUGCGAUUGCCUUGGCUUUGCAGGGCGACCCGGAGGAAGUGAGAGUGCUAGUGAAAGACACGGCCGGCCAGCCAAGAUACUAUGGAAUGCUUGCAGGUGCCCUUUCGAAGAUCAGCAUGCCGAUCAUCGUCUUCAGCCUGCCGCGAUGGGGCAGGUACGUGCUGAAAGAUCCGGGCUUCGCAGAUUGCUCCCUGCACAUGGGCUUGAACAUGUCCAGAGCUCGCGGGGACCAGGACGAAGAAUCUACCCUUGGGGAGGAGGAGAGGCUCUUCCGCUACUGGUUGAGCAUG
This is a messenger RNA of Symbiodinium sp. CCMP2456, 360 nucleotides long. Lineage: Eukaryota; Dinophyceae; Suessiales; Symbiodiniaceae. The record is from the annotation of a GenBank genome assembly.